Fusarium coffeatum is the source of this 1701-nucleotide messenger RNA. RefSeq lists its product as uncharacterized. NCBI's taxonomy places the organism in Eukaryota, Fungi, Ascomycota, Sordariomycetes, Hypocreales, Nectriaceae. Gene Ontology annotation, molecular function: amino acid transmembrane transporter activity. Gene Ontology annotation, biological process: amino acid transmembrane transport. The coding region runs from base 1 to 1701 and encodes 566 amino acids. Gene Ontology annotation, cellular component: membrane. The record is from RefSeq and is a predicted model, not a curated record. The transcript has 2 exons.
AUGGCUUCCGACGAGGAGAAGAACUCCGCCAAGUUCAUGAACAACAAUGAAAAUGCCGGCGAAAAGUACCUCGCCGACAAUGGCGACAUUGCUGCUGGUCACACCACUGACAACGCUGAUGGUUUGCACCGUCUUCUCAACAACCGACAGAUUCAGCUCGUCGCCAUUGGUGGCUCCAUCGGUACAGCUCUUUUCGUGAGUAUCGGUGGUGGUCUUGCCAGAGGUGGCCCUCUUGGUCUCUUCCUCGCCUAUACAAUCUACUCCGGUAUUCUCGCCUGUGUGAACAAUGGUAUCGCCGAAAUGACUACUUAUAUGCCUGUUUCUGGUGGCUUCAUUCGUCUCGCCGGUUAUUGGUGCGAUGAUGCUCUUGGCUUCAUGGCUGGUUGGAACUUCUUCCUUUACGAAGGCCUUCUCAUCCCAUUCGAAAUCACUGCUAUCAACCUUGUUCUUUCCUACUGGAGCCCCAAGAUUACAGACCCAGGCCCUACAGCUGGUAUUUGUAUUGGUGUCAUCAUCCUAUAUGCUCUCCUCAACAUUUUGGCUGUAAAGGCUUACGGUGAAGCCGAAUUCUGGCUUUCGGGCGGCAAGGUCAUCCUUAUCCUGAUGCUCUUCAGCUUCACUUUCAUUACAAUGGUCGGCGGCAACCCUCAAGGCGAUGCCUAUGGUUUCCGCUACUGGAGUAACCCUGGCCUCUUCUCCGACGUUUAUGGUACCGACUCUCUGGGACGCUUCGAGGGUUUCCUUGCUGCGCUCUGGAGUGCUGGUUUCACCGUUGUCGGUCCUGAAUAUAUCUCAAUGGUGGCUGCUGAGGCUAAGCGACCCACCGUCUACAUCAAGGCUGCCUUUAAGACGGUUUACUACCGAUUCUGCUUCUUCUUCAUCAUGGGCUCUCUCGCCAUUAGUGUUAUUGUACCCUACAACUACCCCCAGCUCGUUGACAUCUUUGUUAAUGGCACUGAGUCAAGUGGUACUGCUGAGGCGUCUCCAUAUGUCAUGGCUAUGGGCAUCCUCAAAGUCGACGUCCUUCCUCACAUCGUCAACGCCCUCCUCCUCACCUCAAUCUUCUCAGCUGGUAACACAUACACCUACUGUGCCACUCGAUCGCUCUACGGUCUCGCUCUUGAGGGCCGUGCUCCCCGAAUCCUUCGAAAGACAACCGCCUCUGGUGUUCCAAUCUGGUGCUUCUGUGUCGUCAUGCUGUUCCCCAUGCUUUCCUUCCUUCAGUGCGGCAGCGGUUCCGCCAAGGUCCUGAACUGGCUCAUCGCUCUCAUGACUGCCAGUGGUCUCAUCAACUACCUCGUGAUGGGAGUAACCUUCCUCAACUACUACCGCGCCUGUAAAGCUCAAGGCGUCGACCGACGACAGAUGCCCUACUAUGGUCGCUUCCAGCCAUACUGCGCUUACAUUGGUCUCGUCUUCCAGUUCUGCGUUGUUAUGUGCUACGGCUACAAAUCAUUCCAGCCCUGGAACGUCGAGUCGUUCUUCCAGAACUACACCAUGCAAUUCGUUGCGCCCUGUCUUUUCAUCUUCUGGAAGGUUUACAAGAAGACCCGCUGGCUCAAGCCCCAUGAGGUUGAUCUCACUUGGGAGCGUCCUGUCAUCGAGGCUUACGAGAACUCCAUCACAACGCCCCCCACGGGCUUCUGGCAGGAGAUGGGAGAGCUCGUCGGUAUCAAGAAGAAGACAUACUCUGACGAGUAA